Messenger RNA from Tympanuchus pallidicinctus (lesser prairie-chicken), 5915 nucleotides. It is a transcript of the gene ADGRD2, whose product is annotated as adhesion G protein-coupled receptor D2. The coding region runs from base 578 to 3763 and encodes 1061 amino acids. Gene Ontology annotation, cellular component: membrane. The record is from RefSeq and is a predicted model, not a curated record. Gene Ontology annotation, biological process: cell surface receptor signaling pathway; adenylate cyclase-activating G protein-coupled receptor signaling pathway. Lineage: Eukaryota; Metazoa; Chordata; Aves; Galliformes; Phasianidae. Gene Ontology annotation, molecular function: G protein-coupled receptor activity. The transcript has 26 exons.
UGGCAGCGGUGACUAAGCAGCCCCGAGCAGCUGUCUCAAAGGUCCAUUCUUCUCUGAGAGAUUUAUUGCGGCAAGCAGAGGCGCUGAGAUGUGAUAAUUGCCUUCAUUCCCGGACGAAGACCCUGAAGAACAAAACCCAGUUGCCCGUGAAUCCAUGGUGUGAUUCAAGCAUUCGCAGAGAGGGAGGAGUGGGAACUGCGCGCCUGUUGCUGUAGCAGAAGUGAAUGGGCAUUAAUCAUAAGGGCAGCUCGGCCCUGCGAGGCGGCUGCAGCGCUGCCCAUGGCGCUGCCCGUGGCCCUCCAGCCCUCGCCUGCUCCGCGCUGGCCUGAUCCGGCCCUGGGGCUGCUGCGGGGAUCCCGGCGCUGAGGGGAUGCCACGACGUGAAGCUGGGGGACGUCACUCCAGGGUUGCGCCGACGGUGCCGCCGGGGCUCCUGUCUCUCGUGAGCCUGUCGCACUCCGCGCCGCGGUCAUCCCUUUAGGGCCGAUCUUCACGCGGAUCUCCUGAGCACGCUCCUGUUCGACGCUCGCUGCUAGAAGGAUCCCCGCAAGGGCUGAAAGCUUGCCAGUUGGUCAGCAUGAGAGACUUGAGACCUGAUUCUUGGUUCUUCAGCUUUCUGGUUGGCAGUCUAUCCAGGAGCCUCUUUGCCUCUGCAGCUCUUGCUGAGAAUCAGACUUCUAAAGAUUUUGCUCCUGUUAUGAUAGAGACCUUGAGACACAUGUAUGAAUACGUGCCCACUGCUUUGGACUGGUGGCAUGCAGAGAGGUUCUGUGACCAGCGCUUUGCUCAGCUGCUUUUUGAGCCCCCAGACAGCGAGCAAUCAUCCUUCAGCAAACUGCUGCAGUCCCACCACAUCAGAGGUUCUGUCUGGCUGAACGAAAGGGACGGGGUCCUGCACAAACCAAAAUGGAGACGGAACCAUAUUGUGCCAGUCCUGGUGUUUGGAGUCAAAACAGACACAAAAUAUGUGAAGGUGCUCUCUGACUUCCCAGUGCUGCCUGCUGUCACAGCCUGUGCCCAUCUCCAGUGGGACACCAGGACUCAGGAGAUUGCUACUGUCUUUUCCUAUGCUGUGCCAGCUUUUAUUAACGAAUUCCAGCUCCGUGGCUUUGUUGAUGAGGAAGGCUUUGUCAGAUUUGCUCUCAUUGUCCAUGGGCACCAUUCCCCAUACCUGCCUGUGUUCCGUGCGGAUGGACAGUGGCAUCACUUCUGUGUGACAUGGCAGCAGGAAAAUGGGACCUGGGCCAUCUAUGCUGAUGGUAAAAGGAGGGCAUCGGCCAGCGGCCUGUGUACUGCAGGGUUGGCUGCCCCUCAGGCCAUCUACGGCCAGGGCACUUUCAUAAUUGGGCAGGAUCAAGAUUCCCUGGGGGGCACCUUCAAGGCAAAAGAGUCCUUCAGUGGGAACAUCACAGACUUGCAUAUCUGGCAGAAAGUCCUGAGCACGGAGCAGAUUGAGAAUGUUCGGUCGUGCUGGAUGGUAGAACAAGAGCUUGUGUUUGGGUGGAGCUUGAAUGCUCUGGAGAUUGAAAGCACUGUUGAGGAAGUGACUGCACAGUUUCUUUGCCCAGGGCCUGUUGAAGAAUGUCGAGUUUUUGAAGUUGGCAGCAGCGCAUUCCGUCACACGUCUUGUUUGCAAUCUUUGCCUUUUAUCUGUCGCUACAGAAAGGAUGCAUAUUGGCAAUUGAAAAAAGCUCAGCUGGAAUCCAGCCAUUUGCUUGUCAGCCAUGUGAACACACUUGCAAAGAGGAUGGUGCAGAUUCCUGAGAACAUCUUCACAAGUAAUGUCCGAGACAUGAACCUCUCUGUCGCUCUCGGUACUCUUGAUGUCCUGGCAACUGUUCUGAGGAAAGAAAAGACACCUGUGGCAUCCUCUGACCUCCUCAUGGUGCUUCAGUUACUAAAGGAAGUUGCUGACGUGGAAGUCCAGGAGAGAGAGGAGCUGGAGAUGCUGGAGCAGUUGGGCCAAUAUUACAUGGAAGUGACUGAGUUAAUCCUGGAAGAGCAGAAUAUUGAAACGUGGUCAUCCAUCAGCCAGGCUGUCGGAGGGCCUAUGGCUGUUGUUGAGCUCUGUGACAGAGUGGUGUCACUUCUGGCCCCACUGCUGACUUCAGGGAGGACAAAGAUCAGAAUCCAGCAUCAAAAUAUUGGGAUAGAGGUCAGGAAGCUGGAGCUGAGCAGUCAGCAGCUGAGCAGUGAGACAUACCUGAUCCAGAGUCCUGAGGAGGACAGGCCUGACUUCAUUGAAAUCCCUGUUGAAGAGAUUCAAAGAUUGAAAGCCAAAGGUCUCCGCAGGGUCACAGUGAAGAACAUGUGGUUUGGCUACAGCUCCCUGCAGCACUGCCUGCCCGGCCCAGGCAGCAGGGCUGCCUUUCAAGACGUGGCUGCCUCCGAUGGAGGACAGAAGGACCUGAGCACUGCGGUGGGCACUGCUGUGAUUUCAUCCACCGUGCUCAGCGAUUACCAGGAGAUAAGCACUUCUGUGCGCUACCAUCUGCAGCACCAUACCCAGGACCUGCCUGAUAAGCUGGUGGGGCCCAUCUGUGCCUUCUGGAACUUCAGCAUCAGCCCGGAUGCUGGUGGGAUGUGGUCAACAGCUGGCUGCUCUGUGGUGACAUCUCUCCCAGAUUCCACUGUCUGUUUCUGCAACCACACCACAAACUUCGCUGUGCUGCUGCAAGUGUAUGAGAUAAAGAGGACCACCAAGGAGGAGCUCACACUACAAACCUUGACUUUUAUCGGAUGUGGAGUUUCCUUUUGUGCCCUGCUUGUUACCUUCAUUUUAUUCUUGGUGGUUGGUGUCCCCAAGAAUGAACGAACAACUGUACACAAGAACCUGAUCUUUGCAUUAGCUGCAGCAGAAGCUCUGCUCAUGUUCAGUGAAUUGGCCAAGACCAACCAGGUGCUGUGUUUUCUGGUCACUGCCUUCCUUCAUCUCUCAUUCAUGGCAGCCUUCUCGUGGAUGCUGGUUGAGGGGCUUCUCCUGUGGAGUAAGGUGGUAGCAGUCAACAUGAGUGAAGACAGGAGAAUGAAGUUCUACUACGCGACAGGCUGGGGCCUUCCAGCCAUUAUCGUGGGUGUGACCCUUGCAACUUCCUUCAAUAACUAUGUGGCAGACAACCACUGCUGGCUGAAUGUUCAGACCAAUAUCAUCUGGGCCUUUGUUGGGCCUGUUCUCUUCAUCCUGGCAGUGAACACCUUUGUGCUUUUCCGGGUGGUGGUGGUGACUGUGUCCAGUGCUCGCAGGAGGGCAAAGAUGCUGACACCCAACAGCAGCCUGGAGAACCAGAUUGGAAUACAAAUAUGGGCCACAGCCAAACCCAUCUUGGUGCUGCUGCCUGUGCUGGGACUGACAUGGGUGUGUGGGAUCCUUGUCCACCUCAGCAUCAUUUGGGCCUACGUCUUCAUCGUGCUUAACUCCCUCCAGGGCCUUUAUAUAUUCCUGGUCUAUGCAAUCUAUAACAGUGAGGUGCGGAAUGCCAUCCAGAGGAUGAAGGACAAGAAAAAAGCACUCUCAUUCACAAACUGCUCUCAUCCCAUCAACUACUUAUCAAGUCCAAGGAACACCACCUCCUGGGAGACUGGGAAACCAAGUCCUGCAGCAGUGAGUGCCUCUUCAAACCCUGUGCAGAAAGACCCUCCAGUGAAGAACAUCACCAACAGAGGCAACUUUGGAGGCAAAAUUCCCAUGGGGAUUUCAUCAAUCAUGGCACCAGAGAGACCGGCUGUAGAGCUGACAGCAUUCAAAUCCUCAGUGGACACAUGAACGAGGCAGACAGCAGUGUUUGGGAGUAAACGUGCUGCAGUCCCAGGCUCAGCACUGUGCACGCUGAGCACGUGCACUGGUGCAUCUCAGCCUCACCUGCUCCUGCCUAUUUUAAUGAGCCACAUGUGUAAUUAAACUCCAGCUGUGUAAAGAGGUGGGCUGUUUAGCUUGUUUUUGCUUUCUCAGGUAAGCCCCCAGCAUAUGUUUAAAAAAAACGCACAGCCCUGAGCACAUGGAAGGGAGCCUCGCAGUGCCAUGCCUUUGGGGUUAGGAGAACUGGCAGGGCCCAUGCAGAAGCUGGCCAGUCCUGGGGCCUGGCUUGGUGCCUCCCCUCUCCCUGGGUCACCAACCACACAACUGCAGGGGAAGCGACAGCUGAAGCGGCCCACGUGCACACAGCUCCCUGCGAGCCUGGAGAGCAGCUCUGCUCGCACCUGGGGCCACGGCUUGGGCUGUGCUUCAGCCUGAGGGUGACGGAGAAGAUCUCCUUGAACCAGAAGAGCCCUCCUCUCACACUUGUGUGCGUGUAAGGCAGCGAGCACAGUGCUGUGCUGCUCUGCAACGAGGCGCAGGACUCAAAGAUAAGUGCUUCCAGCCAUUAAACAUGUGAAGUACAAGGCAGCAGUGUCCAGCUGCAGCAAUGCUGGGAUGACCCCAGGGCAGGGCAGCAUUGCACAUGGUCGUCUCAGCUUGUUUGGCAGAACAAAAUGCUGUGUAGCUCUUGGGGAAAACAGCUGCCGGGGAAGCAAGCCGUAGUCCUCUGUGUUUGAUGGUGAUUGAGAGACAAAUCGUCUGAAUACUCUCUUCUGUUUGUUUUCUCCCCAAAUAGUUUAAUGCGAGAGAUGUACUUUGCCCCAUGUGUGUUUAUUUGAAAACUUCCAGCCAGCUCUAAUGCAGAUUGUCAUGGUGCCAGCAGCAGGCCUGCAGGAGGUUAUGCAAAGAUGCAGGAGGAUACCGCCUGCCCCUGCCUGAACCAGGAGAUCUCGUGGGCAGGAGGGAGGAAGCUGGGGGCUGGCAGGACCUGCUUGCAGCUGCCCAGCAGAGCGGUGCUGGGCCUGGGGUGGCAUCCAUCUGCCUCGCCCCGUUGCAGUAAUUGAGUGCAGCCAUGCUCUUGCUACCCAUGCAAGGGUCACCAGUGGGGUUCGUGGUGCAAGACAGAAGGGCUCAGGGCAGCACUUUGCUGUGUGUGAGGGUGAAGGCAGAUUGAGCCCAGGUAAAGGCCCAGCCAGGUUCAGGAGCACACAGCAUGCUGUUCAGCAGGGUGGCUGCGGCACAGGCAGGCUGGGGCUGAGUGCUGCCCCCACAGCCCUCCCUCUCUCUCACCCCCAAUAUUCGGUCUCCCCUUCCAAGGACUCAAUUCACUCGGAGGGGCCGCGUGCUUUUCGCAGUAAUGAGCUCCAGCCCAGCUGUACAAAGAUGUGCGUUGCAUGGAGCACUCUGCUCAGAUUCAUUACACCCAUUAUGCAAGAAGGGGAUGGCUGGGGGGAUUCACAUGUUUGCACAAACAAUAAGUGCUGUCUUCCUUGUCUUGGUGAACAAGAGCUCCAAGAGGCCUCCACAUCCUCCAUCUCUUCAAGUGAUGGCUUCUUUGUUUCCCCACGAUAAUUUCAUUAUUCGGUUUGAAUACAUUUAUAUGUUGCUAAGCCACACAUAGCAACAUGGAUCUUGUUUCCACGGGCCAGCCUUUCUGUGAUCAAUAUUGAGUAUUUCUGCAACUCUCGCAAUACUGCCUUCAGUAGGAUUUCUUUUAAAAUAAUGGGGAAAUGGUGGAUCUCAGGGAUCUGCAGCCAGCCAGGCACUGAGCGUGCCAUGGGUGCUGGGGAAAUGCCAACCCACUGGGCUGCCCUGUCCCUCCCUGCCCUGGGUGCUGCUGUCCCUCCCAGCUGGGCAGAGAGGGCCCUGUACCUUGAUGGGGGAAGCGCAGCCCAGGCAGAAUCAGUGCUCUCUUCCACAAUACCAUUGGUAUAUACAUUAAAUCUUGCUGAAACCUUUAUUCGGUGCAUUCAGAGCUGGCGGUGCCCUGUGCAGUGUGUCUGGUGUAUGUCACUGCUGAGCAGCUGAAGGAGAAGUCUGCCUGCUCUCUGCCUGUGCCCCAGGACCCCAGCAGGGCAGUGGGGAGCCACCCUGCCCUUCUCACAGCCAGUGCGGCUCA